Molecule: messenger RNA, 666 nt
Organism: Serendipita indica DSM 11827
Lineage: Eukaryota; Fungi; Basidiomycota; Agaricomycetes; Sebacinales; Serendipitaceae
Source: the annotation of a GenBank genome assembly
AUGUCACAGUCCAAGGGAAAUGCGCAGCCGAAAUCCUUGGAUGGUUUGAAGUUGAAGACGCCCACUCUCACCUACGAGCAGACACUGCGGCGUCUUGAAAAGAUACAGAAUCACCUAUCACGUCCAAGGGGUCAGCGCCUCCAAGGCAAGGUUUGCGUCGUCACCGGCGUCGGUUCUCUGAAAGGGAUCGGAAGGGCGACAUCUCUUCUGUUUGCGCACGAAGGUGCACGUGCCUUGUACCUUCUUGACUUUGACGGGACAAACUUGCCGAAUCUAAAGGAGACGAUCAACGCAGCCUACCCAGAUGUUCAGGUUGAAGUUACAGAAGGAGAUGCAGCAGAUGAAACAACCAUCUCCACCAUUGCUGGAGUUGCAUCAGGUCAACCCUCGAUUCUCGAUCUGUCGGCUGAGGAAUGGGAGGAAAUGAUGCGCAUAAACACGACUUCGUGCUUCCUCGCUGUCAAAUAUGCCGCUCCUGCAAUGAUGAAACCCAAAGGCACCGGUGCGGAUACUGGCGGGAGCAUUAUCAUGACUGCUUCUGUCGCGGGUCUGCGAUCCGGUGCGGGACCAGCGCACUGUAUGUGGUAUUUCACCGCUCGAUUCUAUUCACUGACUUCUUCCGGCUUGGAAAUAUACCUCUACGGUGGUUUAUACACCUUGCGAUGA